CCCUCCCCUGAUUGCAGCGAAGUGCUCAAAACGCCCGAACCCUCCCACGAUUUUGAAACCUCAUUCACAGGCGAGGAGAAAAAAAAAGAGGAAACCCUCCGAUCCCCACCCUCUCCAAUGGCCGCUCCGCCGCCGACGCUCACCCUGGCGGUGGAGAAGGGGCCACGGGAGGGGGAGACCCGGCAGUGCAGCGCGGGCGCCGUCCUCCGCGUCGGUCGCGUCGUCAAGGGCAACGAUCUCGCCGUGCGCGACGGGGGAGCGUCGCAGCAGCACCUCGUCAUCGAGUUCCUCCCGCCGCCCGGCGCCGGGUGGGCCGUCUCCGAUCUCGGGUCCUCCAACGGCACCCUCCUCAACGGCAAGCCCCUCGCGCCCUCCGUCCCCGCCCCGCUCUCCCACGGGGACCUAAUCAAGGUCGGCGAUUCGACCGUGCUCGCCGUCUCCAUCGCGCCUGAUUCGGAUCCCAAGCCUGUCGCCAACCCCAGUUCCAGGCGCUCCUCGCGCCAGACGGCGGUGGUGGCACCGAUGGCGGCGGAGGAGAAGCCCCCUGCGGUGACCCGCCGUGGCGCACGGAAGAAAGCGCCGCCGGCCGCCCAGCACCCCGACACGCAGAAGGAAGAUCCAGAGGCAGAGGGAGUGGCGGUGGAUGAGAAGCCCCAGGUGGUUACGCGCCGGGGAGGACGGCAGAAGCUGGCUGCAGCGGAGCCCCUAUUUGAGAUGGAGGAGACUGUGGAGGCGCCUCACCGUGGAGAGCAGAGGAAGCCCGUGGAGCCUUCUGCACCAGAGAAUGAGGAGGUGGAUAAGGAGGAGGCCACGGCGGUGACGCGCCGUGGCAGACGGAAGAAUGCUGCGCAGCCCCCUGAACCAGAGAAGGAAAAGGAGGAGGCCACAGUGGUGACGCGCCGUGGCAGGCACAAGAAUGUUGUGGAGCCCUCUGAACCAGAGAAGGAAGAGGAGGAGGCCACGGCGGUGACACGCCGUGGCAGGCAGAAGAAUGUUGCGGAGCCCUCUGAACCAGAGAAGGAAGAGGAGGCAACAGCGGUGACGCGCCGUGGCAUGCGGAAGAAUGUCGCGGAGCCCCCUGAACUAGAGAAGGGAAAGGAGGAGGAGGUCACAGUGGUGACGCGCCAUGGCAGGCAGAAGAAUGUUGCGGAGCCCUCUGAACCAGAGAAGGAAGAGGAGGCCACAGCGGUGACGCGCCGUGGCAUGCGGAAGAAUGUUGCGGAGCCCCCUGAACUAGAGAAGGGAAAGGAGGAGGAGGUCACAGUGGUGACGCGCCGUGGCAGACGGAAGAAUGUUGCGCAGCCCCCUGAACCAGAGAAGGAAAAGGAGGAGGAGGCCACAGUGGUGACACGCCGUGGCAGGCAGAAGAAUGUUGUGCAGCCCCCUGAACCAGAGAAGGAAAAGGAGGAGGCCACAGUGGUGACGCGCCGUGGCAGGCAGAAGAAUGUUGUGGAGCCCCCUAAACCGGAGAAGGAAGAGGAGGAGGAAGCCCCGGUAGUGACAAACCGCAGAGGGAGGAAGAAGAGUGUGGUGACGGACGCCCCUCUGCAAUUGCCUCCGAAGAUGAGGUCAGUAAGGGGCCGUGGAAAAAAGGCUAAUGCAAGCGACAUGGUUCUUGAGGAUGUGGAAGAGCAGGGAGGAAAUGAGUUGGCUGUAUCAAGAGUUCGUCCUGAGGACCUGCUUGUUUCGAUGACAUUGAAGGCUGCUAAGGCGCAGAAGAGGGAUAAGGUGGCAUCUGGGGAUGGAGACGUAGAAGGGGCUGCAGUGUCAUUGGAGGAGAAAGUGCCGAAGGGGAGGGCCAGUGCUCGGCUUGCCACUUUCGAUAAUGGUGCCAAUGCGGCUGCAGUGCCCAUUGAAGAGAUGGAGGAGGCUGUGGAUGCAACGCUCCGAGGGAGGCGGAAGAAGGCCGUUGAACCUCAUGAACCAGAGAAGGACGAGGAGGAGGGCAUGGUGGUGACACGUCGCGGGAGGCGGAAGAAGAACAUGGUACCGCAUGAACCAGAGAAGGAAGAGAAGGAGGACAAAGCCCCAGUGGUGAUGCACCAUGGCGCAACGAAGAAGAAUGAGGCGGCAGUUGCUGCUGUAUCACUGCCUCCAAAGAGGAAGUCUGCAAGGGGCCGGGGCAGGCCUACAAGGGCCAGUGCAAUGAACACAGUUCUUGAGGAGGAGGAGGAGGGGGAGCAGGGGGGAAAUAAGUUGAGUGCGUCAAGAGCACGCACAGGGAAGCCACCGACUUCGACGACGGUGAAGAAGGGGGAUAAGGCAGCAGCUCUGGAUGGAGAGGUCAAAAGAACUGCAAAGGCGUUGGAGGAGAAAUUACCAAAGAGGAGGGCCGUUGCUAAGCUUGCUGCUAACAAUAUCUCUUAUGCGGCUGCAGCCGAGCCCACUGAAGAGAUGGAGGAGGCUACAGAAGCGUCUCACCACGGGGGGCAGAAAGCCAUGGAGCACCCUGAACUUGAGAAUGAUGAGGAUGCCACCAUGGUGACGCGCCGUGCGGAGAGGAAGAGGGCUGCUAUGGUGAAGCGCCGUGUUGCCGGGAAAAAGGAUGUGGUGGCGGGGAUGAGGUCUGGAAGGGGACGAGGAAGGGUUGGAAGGACUAGUGCAAGGAAUAACGUUCCUCAGGAAGACAUCAUGGUGGUAGACAAGGAAAAUGAAUUGCCUGUGCCAAGAGAGCUGGCUGGGAAUCUGCCAGUUGUGACCGUGGUGAAUGCGGGUGAGGAUAGAGAAGUCAAAGGAACCAAAAAAGCAGUGGAGUCUGAAUUGCCAAAGGGGAGGGCCAGUGCCCAGUCUUUUUCCGACAACAAGAGUGAGGAGGAACAGGGUGGUGCGAACAGUUCUUCUAGAGUUGCCAGUGCCCAGUCUUCUUCCAACAACAAGGGUGGAACAAAUGGUUCUUCUAGAGUUGAUUCAGGAUCUAAUGGAAUCCCCAACACAACAAGCAAAUACAGAGAGGAUAGAAAACUGAAGCCGUACUCGACUCCCUUUGAUGUCAGGCUGGAUAGAGCUCUGAAGAAAUACUCUGCAUGAGUUACUGCUUGCUAAGUUUAAGAGUUAAAGAUGUGUUAUGAUUGUGUGGAUAGGUUCUGUUUCUACUCUGUAGGAAGAAUGACUCGUAGAUUUUGGAGUCUGAAUCCAACUGAAUUUUGUGUACAUUGAAAUGGAGAUGCAUGUUUCGUUCCUAUGCCUGAUACAGAAGUUCAAGAAAAAUAAAUGCUUGUUUGUGUUUUUA
Molecule: messenger RNA, 3229 nt
Organism: Triticum aestivum (bread wheat)
Lineage: Eukaryota; Viridiplantae; Streptophyta; Magnoliopsida; Poales; Poaceae
Product: RNA-binding protein 25
Exons: 2
Coding region: 118-3027 (969 amino acids)
Molecular function (GO): protein binding
Source: RefSeq, a predicted model, not a curated record